AGGAAAUUAGUACCAGCAUUUUACAUUGGUCAACAGCAAAGUAAACAUUACUGCUCAGCCCCAACACAUGCAGAUUGCCUGUACCAGGGAUCCUGUCAAAACAUACACCGUUCAUAGCUUCUUAAGUGCAGUUAUCACAGAGCACAGUCCCUGACAUCACACAGCUGCAGACAUGAAUAAACAAAGAGGAACCUUCUCAGAAGUGAGUCUGGCCCAGGAUCCAAAGAGGCAGCAAAGGAAACCUAAAGGCAAUAAAAGCUCCAUUUCAGGAACCGAACGGGAAAUAUUCCAAGGAGAAUUAAACCUUCAAAAUCCUUCUCUGAAUCAUCAAGGGAUUGAUCAAAUAUAUGACUACCAAGGUUUACUGCCACCUCCAGAGAAGCUCACUGCUGAGGUCCUGGGAAUCAUUUGCAUUGUCCUGAUGGCCAUUGUGUUAAAAACAAUAGUUCUUAUUCCUCGUAAGCUCCUGGAGCAGAACAAUUCUUCCCUGAAUAUAAGAACCCAGAAAGUCCUGGAACAGAAAAAUUCUUUCCCGAAUACAAGAACCCAGAAAGCACGUCAUUGUGGCCAUUGUCCUGAGGAGUGGAUUACAUAUUCCAACAGUUGUUAUUACAUUGGCAAGGAAAGAAGAACUUGGGCAAAGAGUUUGCUGGACUGUGCUUCAAAGAACUCCAGUCUGCUUUCUAUAGAUAACGAAGAAGAAAUGAAAUUUCUGACCGCCAUUUCACCAUCCGCAUGGAUUGGUGUGUUUCGUGAGAGCAGUCAUCACCCAUGGGUGACAAUCAAUGGUCUGACUUUCAAACAUGAGAUAGAAGACUCAGAUCAUGCUGAAUGUAACUGUGCAAUGCUACAUCUAGAUAGACUUAAAUCAUUCCACUGUGGAUCUUCAAAAAGAUAUUAUUGUUUACUGCCACCUCCAGAGAAGCUCACUGCUGAGGUCCUGGGAAUCAUUUGCAUUGUCCUGAUGGUCACUGUGUUGAAAACAAUAGUUCUUAUUCCUUGUAAGCAUAUUAGAGUACUGGAGCAGAACAAUUUUUCCCUGAAUACAAGAAUCCAGAAAGCAAAUGAUUGUGGCCAUUGUCCUGAGGAGUGGAUUACAUAUUCCAACAGUUGUUAUUACAUUGGCAAGGAAAAAAGAAGUUGGGAAGAGAGUUUGCUGACAUGUGCUUUGAAGAACUCUGAUUUGCUUUCUAUAGAGAAUGAAGAAGAAAUGAAACUAUUGGGCUCCCUGUCAGUUCUCUCAUGGGUUGGCGUCUCUCGUAGCAGCAGUGAUCAUCCAUGGAUGUCAAUAAAUGGCUCAACGUUCAAAUUGAAGAUAGCAGAAUCAGAUAUUGGUAAACAUAACUGUGUAAUGCUGCACUCAUCUGGCCUUAAAUCACACAGAUGUGGAUCUUCACAACUGUAUAAUUGUAAGCAUAAACUUUGGAAUUAAAGCAACUGAAUUUGGAGUCUGUUCAGGUGCUAUGAAUUUUUUUCUGAUAUAUUUUAACUGGUUAGGGAUUCAUUUCUGAUGUUGAAUAGGAGAAACAAAAAAACUUCUGUGUAUAUUAUAUGUGUCAUUUUCUGUUUGGAGAAAAUAUGUCAACAUUUUAUUUAUGCUUAGGAAUUUUUUAUUACACUUUUCUCAUAUUAAAACAGCUUUAUAUUCCUGUUUUUCUAAUAGUUUUUAUCAAUUGAUGUCACAUUUCUAUCAUUUUUUAUCAAUUGAAAUGAUACAUCUUUUCUCUGUAUAAUGUUUAUUAAGUAAACUACCUUCAUUUCUUUCAAAUGUUAGAAAAGUAUUGUGUUUCUGAAACAAGACCCUAUUUAUCAUACUGUAUUGCCCCUUUAAAAAUAAAUCAGUGCAUAUAUUAUACUUAGAGUAAGAUUUGUUUCUUCAUCUAGGUUCAAAAGAGAUUCAACUGUGUUUUUACAAACUGUGUACAUGAGAAAUUUUGCUAUCAAAGCUAUAUUGGGAAGCACUCCUCUUUCUCUAUAACCUAGAAGCAUUUGUGUAAGGGUAGUUUUGUUUUUAAACAUUAUUAUUCACUAGUGGUUCCAUCUAAUUUAUAAAUUAUGUUUUGUAGGAAAGUUUGUAUAACAAACUCAAUUUCUUUAAUAUGUAGAGUUUACUCUGGUUUUUGUUUCCUUUAUUGUGUUUUGGUAAUUUGUAUUUUCUAGGAAUUUUUUUGUUUUGUAGGAUAUUAAAUGUAUUCCUGAUAGAGUUUAAUGUCUGGUAUCUGUAAAAACGACAACGGUUUCCCCAUGUUUAAUCUAGAAAUAAAAUGUUGGUGUUUUCUCAAACUC
Messenger RNA from Rhinopithecus roxellana (golden snub-nosed monkey), 2286 nucleotides. Its product is annotated as NKG2-C type II integral membrane protein. The transcript is spliced from 13 exons. NCBI's taxonomy places the organism in Eukaryota, Metazoa, Chordata, Mammalia, Primates, Cercopithecidae. The record is from RefSeq and is a predicted model, not a curated record. Gene Ontology annotation, biological process: positive regulation of natural killer cell mediated cytotoxicity; stimulatory C-type lectin receptor signaling pathway. The coding region runs from base 173 to 1432 and encodes 419 amino acids.